AUGAUAAGCAAAGCUGUUCUCAUCCACUACAAUGGUGAAUGGGUGCACAAAAAAGGUAAUGAUGACUACAAAGGUAUGACACAUCUUGCGGGGGUACCUGAUAAGUACACUUUUGAGGAUGUGAAGAAGAGAGCAAUGGAUGUUUUAGGUUUCACAUGUGGAGUCCCAAGAUUUUACACAAUCAAAUAUGGAGAAGAAGUAAAAGUAGAUAUUCCUCCCGUGACUCCCAAAACAACUACUGGAGAUUACAGCGGAUCCAAGAUGCUUCCCCACACUCCCUUGACCCCUCUUAACAGUAUCACGUCGUGUUCCAGUGAGGAUUAUCAGUCCAAGAAUGAAACCAUCAAGGGAGAUGGUGGUGUUAAAGCGAGUACUAGUGGUCCAAAGGAUAGGAGAUGUCUUGAACCAGUAAUCACUCCAUCAGCCAAGAAACUUCGAUGUCUUCAUGAUGCGACAACAACUCCAGCGCCGGUUCUGGAUAUUCCUAAACCCCCGAAGGAUAUGAAGUACAAUGAUCUAUGUGUGGGUAACACUUUCAAAAGCAAGGGGGAGAUGAAACUUAUACUUGCAAUAGCCAAAGUAGAAAGAAAUUUUGAGUACAAAGCUUUUAAAUCCGACAGCCAGAGGUUUAUUUCCAAAUGCAAAGACAAGACAUGCGAGUGGCGUCUGCGAGCAGUUCCCUUAGAUUCUUGUGGGUGGUGGAAACUCACAGUUGCAAACGAUGUGUAUACUUGUGAAAGCAACAAAAGGACUGACCCUGAAUUAAGAACCAAAGCGGCCGCUACUGGAAUUGCAGAGCUUUUCAAGCACAAAUUCAAAGAACUAGAUGUGGCAUUUACGUCCAAACAACUGGUUAAGGACAUAAAAAGGGAUUAUGGAGUGGUUAUGAAUUACCGGCAGGGAUACAACGCUUGCAAGCGUGGUAUUGAGAUGAUCAAAGGUGGCCCUGAUGAAUCGUACCAACACCUCGUUGGUUAUAGUCACAUGCUUGGUGCUCGUAACAAGGGUAUUGUUACCGAGAUUGUAACUGAUUCAGAUGAUUCUUUUCUAUAUUAUUUCUUUGCUUUUGGAGUAUGUAUUGAAGGAUUCAAAAACUGUUUCAGACCCGCAGUUGCGGUUGAUGGUACACAUCUUACAGGGCCACGCCAAGGAGUUCUACUGUCAGCCGUUGGAAUGGAUCCCGACGAGUCGAUCUAUCCUAUUGCUUUUGCUGUUGUUGAUUCAGAGAAUAAUGAAUCUUGGGAAUGGUUUAUGAGAAAGUUAGUCGGAGUACUUGGCGAUAAGUAUGCUAUGAAUGAAGAUGUUGUUGUGGCAACAGACAUGCACCCAUCGAUCGGUAGAGCCAUAAGACCUACCAUAGCGUCUUCGGUGGUAUUUACAAGAGCUACAAAAGAGUUUAGCAAUGAUGAGUAUGAACUUGCUAUGAGAUACCUAGGUUUAGUGAGCCCCGCUGCUUUAAAAUCUGUAGUGGAUCUUGGACCGGAAAUGUGGGCCAGGGUGAAGGCUAGAACAGGUCGUUUUACUCUCAUGACUACAAACGCCUUUGAAACUUUCAAUUCAAGAAUAUCUGAUGUUAAAGGUCUUCCAAUCUGCCAUUUAGUCGAUUACAUUCGCAGGUUCCUUAUGGAAUGGUUCUGCGAACGUAGACAACUAGCUCGUGAUCAGCAAGAUCCUUUGAGUCAACAUGCACGGGAUAUAAUCAAAGAACGGUGGGCUAUGACAAAAAGGUUUGUGGCUUGCCAUGUCAAUGGGGACGAAUAUGAAGUGGACGAGGGUGACUAUGAAGAGCAGCACACCGUCUAUCUUGACCGAAGGUCUUGCACGUGCAAAGUGUUUGACUAUCAGCAUCUUCCGUGUCCCCACGUACUUACAAUGUGUGAGACAUAUAAGAUAAAAGAAGAAGGCCUUUGUGGGGAAUAUUAUAAAACAUCGGUUUGGAGAUCUAUGUAUGAACCUAAAAUCUAUGGUGUGCUGAGCCCAGAAACUUGGGAUGUCCCAGCGGAGGUGGCAGAACGGGUGGUGCUUCCUCCAAAAACUACACCAGAAGUUGGUCAUCGGAGCAUCAAGAGGAAAAGGUCUGUCAUUGAAAAACCUAGAAAGAAAAGAGCUUGUUCAAGGUGUCACCAGACAGGGAAUUAUGCUAACAGCAAACGUUGUCCCAAGGCUUAG
Papaver somniferum (opium poppy) is the source of this 2169-nucleotide messenger RNA. RefSeq lists its product as uncharacterized. Bases 1 to 2169 code for a protein of 722 amino acids. Gene Ontology annotation, molecular function: zinc ion binding. The record is from RefSeq and is a predicted model, not a curated record. NCBI's taxonomy places the organism in Eukaryota, Viridiplantae, Streptophyta, Magnoliopsida, Ranunculales, Papaveraceae. The transcript is spliced from 4 exons.